This is a messenger RNA of Aspergillus pseudoviridinutans, 468 nucleotides long. RefSeq names its product ribonuclease III domain-containing protein. The transcript is spliced from 2 exons. Bases 1 to 468 code for a protein of 155 amino acids. The record is from RefSeq and is a predicted model, not a curated record. Gene Ontology annotation, molecular function: ribonuclease III activity. Lineage: Eukaryota; Fungi; Ascomycota; Eurotiomycetes; Eurotiales; Aspergillaceae. Gene Ontology annotation, biological process: RNA processing.
AUGGCCAUGUCUCACAUGUCGCUUGAUAAAAGGGCUGAGUCUGUUGAGGAUAUUAUUCAUUACGACUUCACCAAUCGCGCAAUCCUCUACGAAGCUCUCCGUAGCGCCGGCGCGCAUGCCAUAACGGGACGAGCAUAUCGUCCCGACGGCAAUAAGGACCUGGCGCAAAUCGGCGAUGCGGUCCUGCAGUUGAUUCUCGUGAUGGACGGCUACGAAGCAAAAGCCGGUCGAGGCUACAUCAACCAGAUAGUCUCGUCGGUGGGCAGCAACCCCCAUCUCGCACAGAUGGGCUCCAAUGCUGGACUGGAGAAUCUCAUUCUCAUCAAUCCGUCUCAGGCCAGCGUGUCCCCCGGAGUGAUGGCUCAAACCGUGGAGGCUAUUCUUGGCGCUGUCUAUCUCGAUAGCGAGAUGGAUGUCCAGGCUGUCCGAGCCGUCAUGGCCGCCCUGAACCUGGGAUGGCCAGUGUGA